ACACAGCAGCUGGUAAUUGUUUUGUAACUUCGAGGACAUAAAAACGAACCGCUGAAACAAAAGGGAAGAAGACUGAGGAGGAAGCUCUGCUUUUGGUACCUGAUGAUGAUUAUGAUGACGAUGAUGGACCUGGAAUGAUCCAUUUUGUAAAUGUGUGUCUACCUUUUAUGCCGUCCUUUUCACGUGACUCUCAGGAACUGGGUUGACACUCUUGCACUGUGGAAUGCGCAGGAGGAAGUAUCCCACAGACAGGCAACUCCUCCCAGCACCCAAUCUGUGCUCAGUCUGACACCCUCUCCUCGUGUCUCCCUGGAACACUCACAUGGCACUGGAAAAGACCACUGGACCCUAAUACUGGACCCCAAAUACCUACAGUAAGCCAAUCAGGAAGCGGGUCCUGAGACCCAUCACCCGAUUGGUCGAGAGCAGAAGCGAUUCUAUUGGCCGCCGAGGAGGAGGAGGGAGGCGACUCGGGGAAAGCUGUUUUGAAGCCCAGGAAGAGGAGACACCGGGUGAAGCUGCCGUCCGGAGGAAGCGCUGCCUCCGACCCUGAUGGGAUCUUUGUCUUGAACCCUACCCAUUAUGUCUGAGGAAGAGGAUGAAGGGUGCUGGAGUAAGCUGGAACACUACAGGGUCAAACUGAUCUCGGUUAUAGAUCCAAACAGGAUCACACCAUACCUGCGCCAGUGUCGUGUCCUCAACAGUGAUGAUGAAGAGCAAGUUUUUAAUGACCCCAGCCUCGUUAUCCGCAAGAGAAAAGUGGGUGUCUUGCUGGAUAUCCUCCAGAGGACAGGGUAUAAGGGCUAUGAUGCAUUUCUGGAAAGCCUGGAGCUGUAUUACCCUCACCUGUACAGGAAGAUCACGGGUACAGAGCCCUCGCGUGUCUUCUCAAUGAUCAUAGACACUGCAGGCGAGUCCAGUCUGACCCAACUGCUCAUGAAUGAGAUGCUGAAGCUGCAGCAGACAAUCCAGGAGGAGCGCAGGAAGUACAAGGAGCUAAACACCCAGAUGGUGGAAAAGGAGGCCACCAUUAGGCAGUUGCAGGUAAAAGACAGUGAGCUAAAAAAGUACCAGGAAAGGGUCCAGAAAAUGAAGGAGGAGCGGGACAACAUCAACACAGAGCUGAAGAAAUGCAAGGAUGAGAUCUAUGAACUGGCCAUGAAGUAUGCACAGCUCAGCGAGGAGAAGACCAAUGCUGUCAUGCGAAACAGAGACCUACAGCUUGAGAUUGAGAAGUUGAAGCAUAACCUGAUGAAGGCUGAGGAUGACUGUAAACUAGAGCGGAAACAGACAAUGAAAUUAAAGAAUGCAAUUGAAAAAAGGCCAAGCCGGGACGUCAUCUUUGAGCUACAAAGAGAAAAUGAGCUGCUGAAAGCCAAAAUCCAGGAACUUGAUAAACCACUACAGAACUUGCCAAAAGGAGAAACCUCUGAGAAGACACGACUGUACAUCCAGGAUCUAGAAGAUGAGCGUAGACAGGCCUUGGAGCAGUAUCAGGAUAUGGUCAACACCGUAUACACGCUAAAAAUGAGUCUUCGGCAGGCCGAGGACCUCCGAGACAAGUACUUUGAAGAGAGAGAGGUCUCAGAACUGCACUGUACAGCCCUGAAGAAACAUUCUAAGAUGUACAAAGAUCGAAUAGAAGCCAUUCUACAACAGAUGGACGAAGUGUGUAUAGAACGCAAUAUGGCAAUUGCAACGCGAGAGGAAUUUCAUGCACAGUAUACCAAAAGUCUAAAGGAUAAGGAUGCUUUAAGGAAACAGCUCCGGGAACUAGGCGAAAAGUAUGAUGAUCUGCAGAUCCAGCUGAUCAGGAAGGAGGGAAAACUGCUAUCUCUGGAGACCAAGCUGAAGCGAACAGAGUCACCAGCGCUGUCCUCAGAUGCAGACGAAUGUUCAUCUCGCAGUUCUCAAGAAAUAACUGCUCUGGUCAGUGUAUGUGAGAACAAGACCCAGCAUGAUAAUUUUUUUUUCCCCCCUAUCUGCAUAGAGGAUGAAUCAAAUCCACUAGAAAAUGGAAGUGAUCGUGGAGAGACAUCGAAGACGGAGGAAAAUGCACACAGUCCCGUGAACAGUGGACCAGUAUCAAAAGGCAGGAGGAGGAUUAAGAUCUUUGAAGAUUAUCGCAGGAUUAGGGCCUUGAAAAGCAGAAAUUCCCAGCAAAACGAAGAGUGUUAUUCAUCAGAAAGUGAAACUGACGUGACCCCAUAAAGAAUGGAGAUUCCUAGGGAAACCGACACGGCUGAUCAUCAGAAAUUUGACAAUAAGCAGGAUCCUGAUGCAGUGAAAACCUUCAAACCUUCACCCACAACAUUGCCUACAAACUCUAAGCAUUCAGCACUGCCAAUUUGUUUUACUUUACAGAUAUGUAGCUGUAGAUUUUGU
Molecule: messenger RNA, 2385 nt
Organism: Rana temporaria (common frog)
Lineage: Eukaryota; Metazoa; Chordata; Amphibia; Anura; Ranidae
Gene: CARD9
Product: caspase recruitment domain family member 9
Exons: 16
Coding region: 583-2211 (542 amino acids)
Biological process (GO): positive regulation of canonical NF-kappaB signal transduction; regulation of apoptotic process
Source: RefSeq, a predicted model, not a curated record